Molecule: messenger RNA, 1321 nt
Organism: Lytechinus variegatus (green sea urchin)
Lineage: Eukaryota; Metazoa; Echinodermata; Echinoidea; Temnopleuroida; Toxopneustidae
Product: UTP--glucose-1-phosphate uridylyltransferase-like
Exons: 9
Coding region: 198-998 (266 amino acids)
Biological process (GO): biosynthetic process
Source: RefSeq, a predicted model, not a curated record
ACUGUUGUCGCUAGCUAGAGCUCUAGAGCGCUAUCGGGGUCGGGACCGGGCCGGGCCGGGAGCUGAGCUGAGGAUCGGAGGCAGGCUGAGUGCUGGAAAUCAAGGCGAAAAAGCCAGCUGUUCAGAAAGUUGAUGAGCUCAUUGACUAUUCAGCUGAAGGAGCCACGCCCACUGCACUGGCACGGUCACCAUCAAUCAUGAGGGUGGUCAUUCUUGCUGCCGGGUACGGAACCCGUCUCCAGCGUGACAUUGGCAAGGACACCACUGGUGAUUAUGCCCAUCUAGUGGGUCUCCCUAAACCUCUGGUACCCAUUGGAUCCAAGCCUCUCAUCUCACACUGGAUGAAGGAUCUGACUGAGCAUGGCAUCACUGGACCAAUUCUUGUGGUGACCAACGAUUUCUACAAGGAUCACUUUGAUUCCUGGGCCCUCGACUGGAAGUGUGUUCACUUGAUCAGUGACGGUACUACCUGUAAUGAUGAUAGAAUUGGAGCUGUGGCUUGCAUGCAGUUGGCUGUGAAAGAGGGAAACAUUGAUGAUGAUGUACUUGUAAUAGGAGGGGAUACCCUCUUUUAUGAUGACUUUUCCCUGUCUGGUUUUCUAGCUGCCUUUCAGAAGAGAAAAGAGAGUAAUCCUGGAGCCAGCAUGGUUGUUUCCAAUCAUGUCCCUUGUGAAGAGGUUGUUAAGAGAGGUAUACUUGAGGUCAAUGAUGAGUUGAAGGUCACCGGAUUCUUGGAAAAGCCCAACCCAGAAGACACAGACUCUAGGAGAGCUUGUCCGUGCUUCUAUCUCUUCUCAAAAGAGAGCCUACCUCGUCUCGAUAGCUUUCUGUCAGAGCCAAGACCAAUGAAGGAAAGAGACGCAACAGGGAACUUUGUGAAAUAUCUCUACUCAAGGAUGCCAGUAUAUGUGUAUGACAUCUCAGGACGAUUUGAUGUUGGGUCCCUGGAAGACUAUAAAGUGUGUCAUAAACAUUUCUUGGAGAAAGAAAAGAGAUAACAGAGACAUUCUGUCAUCCCAUCACCAAAGGAAACAACUCUUUGGAAUGAGUUUCCAAGUAUAUUAGGGAAACUGUAGUUUUAUGUGGAAAUAUUUACAGUUACUGGCUUUUGAAACAUCUACAUGUAUAUUUAUGUAUAUGAGCCAACACCGGUGUGUUGGCUCAGUUGGUAGAGCAUCCGUCUCACAACCGGGAGGUCGGGGGUCCAAACCUCGGCCACAUCAGACCAAAAGAAGUUAAAAGCUGGAAGUUGCUGCUACCCUGUUUGACGUUCAACUAUUAAAGGGAUAGAGCCUCAUCGAUCUGGCGCUGCACAGUGGCU